AUGUCAGCAUCAACAACAUCAUCAUCAUCGUCAAUAGCAACCAAGAACCAACCGAGCAGCAGCAUGUUUAUAAUGGUCCAUAGCAAUGAACGUGGAAGAAAUACUUCGAAAUCUUUACCUCUUAGUGGAGGCCGCACCAACAGCCGGAAAAAAAUUAAAUCAAAAACUCAUAGAUCUAAGAGCAACUCACGAAAACUUCCUCAAAAUGAACCCGAAAUCUAUACACUACCAAAACCCAUUAAACAAAACUCCCCACAAAAACCGGACAAUUUGGAAAAACCUUAUUUGAAUGAUGUUGAGUAUAAUUUACGAUUGAGACAACUAAUGGAGGAGUUAGUGCUCGGAAGCCACAUGGAAAAUAAACAUGAAAUAACUACACAACAAUAUCUAGAAACAAAAUAUACUCAAGAACCCAACAAGAUCAACAACAAAAAUCACUCUCCAAAUUCAAUCUCCGAUAAUAAUUCGAGUGCAAUAAAAAUUGAUAACAAAUCACAAGAAACACAACAUAAUUCUUCAAUUAAAGAUUCGCUUUUCGAUUAUGUGCUAUUGGAGUACUUGACAAACACUAAACAAAAUCUAGAAAAUAUUGAAAAUGGCAAUUCAACAAGUUCAACUGAUCAUCAAAAGAUACGGCAGCAAUUGGAAUUUCUACAAAAAAAUGCUGAUAAAUUUAAAAAAUUUCAACAAGUGCAAGAAAGAACCAAAAAUUCUACAUCACAAACUCAAUUGCACAACUUGGAGGAAAUGGAACAAAUUUUAGAGAAUUUCUUAAACACCAAUUUAAAUGAGACUUCUUUAGGUAGCUUUAACAAUCAAAGUAACUCUCUGAACUCCAAACCUAAUACGCAGAAUGACACAAUUAAUGAUAAAGAGAUAUUGAUUAAAAACAAAUUCACACAACAUUCAAACAUUUCAAACGUCCCACAACCAACUGCUGCUCAAAGUACAACGCAAAUGCCACAUUCUGUUAAUGAUUUUAAUGUGACAAAACAGUACAAUGUUCGUGGAGACUACAACUAUUCCGCACCAAUUAGUCUUGCAGAAUUUCUCAAGAAAAUGAAUUCAAAAGAAAAUCCAAAUAUCGAAGAGAAAUCAUUUAAUAACAACACUUCUUCUUCAAUUUUAAACCCAAAUGUUACCGACGAUAAGGCAACGAUGGGUCUGGAAACUAGUACUGCUCUUCCUAAGCCAAGCAAUAUUGAAACGAUCUUGAAAACUAAUAAAAGCACUGACACAACUGCGAAUAUGCUGGAGAUACAAACAAAGUCACAUUUGGAAAAGUUAAGCGAUUGGAAAAAACCCCUCAUAAUCAUAAAGCAAAAUAUGGAAUCAAUGAUGAGGGAAAACAGUACAACCACUGAAAUUAAUUUAAAUACAAAAUCAAAUGCUUCUAGUAACAAUGCUAAUAUUAUUGCCAUUUCCAAAAUAUUCGAAAAUAUUCCCAAUGAUUUUGGAUUGAAAUCUAAUAUUGCUCUUUCAGUUCUCGAUAUCAAUAGGAACAUCUCCAACACAAAAAAUCAAGAUCAUCAUAUCCUUUUAACGGAUGAUUCAACCAAAAACAAUUAUUUAGAAAGGAAUCACAUCAUAGAAAUUACCAAAGACAAUAUUAAGCCUAAUAAUAGCGCUACUCAUGAUCUUUCCGACAUUGACAUUGAAAAAACAUUAUUAGAAAAUACGAGUGAAAAUAUUGUUGAGGCUCUUGAUAUGGCCACAGAAAACUUAGAAACAUAUUCAAGAACUUCAACACCGAUCAGCAAAGAUGUACAUUCUAAUUUUAAAAUAGACUAUCAACAACAGAACCCUCAUAUAUUAGAAACAAAAAACACAAAUGAGAAUGUCGAAUUUAAUACACCAACAAACUGGAUCCCAGAAUUGAGAACAUUAACAAACGAACCGGAAUUUAAUGAUACUUCCUCCGAUCCAAAUGUAGAUUUUAUAAGUAAUCCUUCUUUAAUUAAACUAAAGCCAACAGAAUUAAAACAACCAACACACUCUGAAAUGGAUAUUCCGGCUGAAAUCGAUGAGAUAACAGACACUACAACAACAGCUAAUUUACUUCUAUCUAAUUAUUCCAAUGAAGGUAUAACAACAAAAGUGCCUUACAGAGACACCACACUAAAUUUCAUAGAAUCUGAGACAUCUUCAGCUACGAUUAUGUCAAAUUCACUAUCCUUGCUAGCGGGGACAACAGCAAACUAUGAAAAUUAUUUUACAACCGAAUUUCCUCAUAAUAGUACAAUGUCAUCAAUAGAGAUGUAUAAACAUGAAACUGACGCGGGCAGUGAAGAGAACCAUGAAAACUUAUUUACAACUGUAUCAUCCAAAUUCUUGGAUGAAGUACCAACAACCGAAUCAUCUUCCGACGUUCCUACAAUCAAUAACAAUGAAUAUUUAUACGACGGCAUUGACCACACAGAUUUUCCUUUCACAAGUGUAUUUUCGAAUUCCAACAUGACUUUUGACAACGUAAUAGAAAAUAUUAUUGAUCAAGGAAUUAAUACAAAUACAUCAAUCGAUGACAAAAUAAAUAAGCUACUGCCUACAACAGUAUUGAAUAAAAACUACUCUAUUUCUGUUUCAAAGAAUGAUGAAAUUUUAGAAUACCAAAAGGAAAAUAAUAAUACUAAAGUAUUUUCUGAAAACGAUUCGAAUGAUUCAACAGAAUUUUUAAUUGAGCAGACUACUCAACUACCUUCUACGAUAAAUAUUUUAAAUCCAACUUCAAAUGAGGAUUUCCCUAAUCAUGAAGAUAAUCUAAAAAUUAAAAAUAUAAAUCUCAAUGAAACUGAAUACACUAAGGAACUAGCAGAUAUAUUGACUACAACAAAUGUCCCAGCAAUUCAAAAGACGACGGAUUUUAUAGAUUUGCCUGCAACUACAGGCAUUUUAAACUAUGACAUUUCGGUUGAUAAUACAACGGAACCGUUCUCUGCAAUAGGACACCAAAAUGAUUUAUUAACUACAACAGAAAUUCCAGAUUAUACUACGCCUGAUUCUAGUACUGAAAUCCCCAGAAUUACAACAACUCAUAUACCAAAUAUCGAUGACGAAUUUGUAUUAAAAAAUACAUUAAGUAAAUCAGAACCUACUAUAAGAAUUGCAGAAUUUUUACUACAGUCGAAACACAAUAAAACUGACGAAAAUUUUAAUCUCAAUCUGAUUUUACCAUCUUCAGUAAAUGCAUCUCUCAAAGAUUCUGAAGUCACACAAGCAUCGCAAUCAUUUAAUAAUGAGUUCCCAAUAGCAAUUGUUGAAGAAUUAGACUUUUCCAAUGAAGACGAUUAUUAUGAACAGCAAAGUACUGAAAACGAAAUGGAACUAAGACAAACUACCAAAUCUCAACCAAUCAAAGAGUACUCCAGUAUACAAACAUCUGAACAACCUUUACCACCAGCAAGUUCUGAAAUAAACAAUGUGUCUGUAUCGGCUGAUAGUGCGGAUUAUGAUGUAUCCACAACAACUGCAUCGUCACAAGAAACAACUGAAUUUCCUACAAAUGAUUAUCCAAUUGUAAGAACAGAACAAAUAAAUUAUACAAAUGGUUCGACCGCAAAUUCGAAUGAAACAAGUACAGAAUUUCCAGAUGAAAACGAUUCGCCACUUACAAUAAUCAAUACAGACAUUAAUAGUUUAAAAUCAGUUGAAAGCUAUAAUGCUGACACUGUUGGAAGCACUGAAAAUCCUGAGACUCAACAAAAUGUUUCCGAACUAAUCAUAAAUUCUAAUUCUACGUUGAAGUUACAAGACAAUAAUAAUAACAUCGAAAAAUCGAAAUCAACUCCAUUUGAGUCAAAUACUGUGAAAAAUGAUGAGCAGAAGAACCACAUUGAACUACGUAGAGAUAAUAUGAGUAUAGCCAAAAUAAAUGAUUCAGUCAAUAUCCCUACGAUUCAUACAGUAGACAAAAGUGGGAACAUUGAAGAGGAUUUUGUAAGUGAAACAAAGUUUUUGAGAAACGAAUCUGAAGUGUAUCAAUAUACUACUCCUCGCAUCGAGUAUUUUACUAUAUCUCCUAAAGAACUAUUUAAUAAUGAAAAUAUGGAAGAAGAAUACACUGAAAUUCCAGACUCACAGAAUAUUGAUGAAGAAUAUUUAUUAACCUCCACAACUACUCAUGCUAACAACGACAACCAUGAAAUAUUGCUAAACAAUCUAAAUAAAACUGGUUUUGAAGCUCACGAAUCUGAAAUAUUAACUUCUGAAGUGUACACAGCUCCUUCCACCGAAUAUUUUACUAUACCACCUAAAGGUGAAUGGUUCAAUAAUGGCAUGGAAAGUAAAAGUCUCGUAAAAAUACAUGAAAUUGAAGGUCAAGAUGAAAAUAAUAUGGAUUCAUUAGAAAUGAAUAUUUCAAAACCAUAUUUAGAUGACAAAAUUGAAAUUCAGACAAACUUUAAUACUCAAAAUGGUACAAACACUUUUGAAGUAGUCUAUGAUAUAAAAGACAGUUCUGAACAAUCAUCGUCACAUGAAGCUUCAUUAUACUACGAAAAAACCAGCAACACAAAUUAUUCCUCAAAAUUCGUACUAGAAAAUAAUUCAACUGAUUCCUUUAAAGACACUAAAGAAAAUGUAAAUGAAAUUAAAGAUGAAUUAUCAAAUGUAGGAAGCACUAUAGUUGACAAAACCGAGGAUGUCAACAUUACACGUUUAAUUAAAAAGAAUGAUUCGGAAAUUACCUCUUCUAUUGUUCAUUUAUUAACAAGUGAAAUAUCUGCUGGAGAUGAAGAUCAAAAGACUUUUAUGAAUAAAAAUAAAACAUCUCAACAUGAAAAUGAAACAUUAAAAACAACCAACAACAAUGUUCAAGACACGCCGAUUAUGGAAAUAAAUGAUACAACUACAUUAACCGACUCAAUAAAUCCAUAUUUACAAAUUAACGUGUCAUCGGUGGAUAAGAAUUCGUUCUCGUUAUCUCAUACUAUAUCUGAUAAAACCUUAGAAUUCGACUACAAUAAAACUUCCAAUUGGCAACACAAUGGAGAAGAUUUCAAAAUAGUUCCAAAGGAUUAUAAUAUCAUGCAGGACAACAAAGUGUUACCCACGUCUUUAAUCCAUAAUAUAAAGAACAAUACUAUUGAAACAUUAACAAUUGGUUAUAGCGAUUCUCUUAAAUAUUCCUUACCAAACAAUAUAUCCAACGAGAACAAAACCAAAAUAUUGGUUUCAGCUGAUAUAGAAACUUCCACAAUAAUAUGUGAUACAGCUGAUCCCAUGGAAGAGGACGACGAUGAACAGAUCACAGAAAUCCCAGAAUCACAGAAAGCUAGUAAUGAAUUUGAAUAUUCCUUUCCAAACAAUAUAUCCAAUAACAACAAAUCCAAAAUAAUGGAUCCAGCUGAAACGGAAGUAUCUAAAAUCAUAUUUGAUACAGCCGAUUCCAUGUACAAUGAUGACUAUGGAGAAUAUGCGGAAAAUCCAGAAUCACAGAAUAAUUUAAAUGAUUACACUUUGAUCAAUAAUACUGAUUCCAAUAACACCGGAGAUAAGCAAUCUACAUCGGAAUCAAUUUUCAAUCUGUCUGAUAUUUUAAUCAAACCCAAGUUUGAAGCUUCUAAAAAAGCGGAGACAACAACUACAGAUACGGAUGAAAAUGAAAUACAGCUUCUAAAAGAAAACAAACCAAACUCACCAAUUGAUAUAUCCAACGAGAACAAAGCAAAAAUAUUGGUUCCAGCUGAGAUAGAAACUUCCACAAUCAUAUUUGAUAUAGCUGAUUCCAUGGAAGGGGACGACGAUGAACAGAACACAGAAACCCCAGAUGAUGACUAUGUAGAAUAUACGAAAAUUCCAGAAUCACAGAAUACUUUAAAUGAUUAUUACACUUUGACCAAUAAUACUGAUUCCAAUAACACCGGAGAUAAUCAAUCUGCAUCGGAAUCAACUAUCAAUCUUUCUGAUAUUUUAAUCAAACCCGAUUUUGAAGCUUCUAUAAAAGCGGAGUCAACAACUACAGAUACGCAUACAAAUGAAAUGCCUCUUCUAAAAGAAAACAAACCAAACUCACCAACUGAUGACACAAGUACAAAAUUUGCUGGUAAUAGCUCAUCCCAAAAUACACAUGAUACUAAAACAAACUUUUCUUUAGAGGGCCUAACAAAAAAUGAAAAUAACAAUGAAGAAUACACCGAAAGUGCAGAUUCACAGAACAUCGAUAAAGAAUAUUUAAUAACAUCCACUACUACUGAUUCUAACGACGACAAUAUUGAAAUAUUACUAACAAAUAAAAAUUCUAUAUUAAGCAAUCUAAAUGAAAGUAGUUCUCAUGAACCAGCUAAUAUUUCGAAAGAAGUCAUUGAUUCUAUUAUUAACAAAUUACCAAUUGAUGAUAACAAUCUAUCUGGAAAAUACACACAACAUAAAGAAACUAGUUCUUUGUUAGAUCUACAUGAAGAAGAGAACAUAGAAACAAUAUUCCCUGAUAUCCCAAGUAUAAAGAACAAGGAUGAAGACGUAGUAUUAUCUACAACUGCUGAACCUUCAAAUGUUUUAGUCACAUCAGGCACGACACGUAAUAAUUUGCAUGUGGCUUCGGUCGAUUCGAUCGAUUUUAAUAAAAAUGGUUUAAAUUUAACUGAAACAGCUAAUACGACUUUUCACGAUAUAACCGAUAGCAAAAUAAAUCAAGACGUAAAUGUUACACCUCCAACUGAAAUGGUUGAAACUGUAACUGAAGUGGUUUGGUUAACUCAGUCAAUCUCUUACAACAAACCAUCCAUUAUCAUAGAAAAUGUACCAUAUGAAACCUCAAUUACCGGGCCCCUGUAUACGAUCUCUAAUGAUCUUACCAAUGCAGCAAAAAUAAAAGUUUUAAAGCCAGAAGAGAAAUCCGACCAUCUUAAUGAGUUAAUUGCAAUAAUUGGUAGCUCAUUGCAGGAAUCAACACAGUCAAAUGAACAUCCACAACAGAAGAAACAUGAAAAUGAGAAUCAAAAGGACUAUAACAGGACUAAAGAACAUAGCCAGCAGAAAAUACAAGAAGAUGUGACAUUAACAGUCAAUUGUCAUACACCAACAACGUCAUUUUCAAUGCCAUCAACGCCAUCAUCAGCAUCGACAAUGGCAGUAGCAGCCGAAGAUGAUGACACUGAAACAGAUGAAGAUGAAACAGAGGUAAACAACAGGAGUGCUGUAAUCGAAAAAACUAUUGGAAAUGACAAACAAAACAUUGAAAAGUGGUCAACAUUUAAAAACAAUCAACUGCAUAAUGACAGUUUAACUAAAUCCGACAAUCUUGGCAUAAAGGAGAAUGCUAAUGCUGACGACGACGACGACGAGCACGAUGCUGAUGCUGAUACUGCUGAUGUAGAUGUAGAUGUGGAUGCCUUUGUUAAUGUUACAGAAGAUGUGGAUGAUGGUAUUGACGAAGGUACAACUACUUACAUGCGAUUAGAGAUGAAUGUAGAAAACAAGGGCAUUGAAAAUGGAAACAUUCACAAGAAUAGUGAUAAUGACAGAGUUGUUGAAUAUCAAAACAAUGACAACGGGUCAACAAUACAACAACAGCAAGGACAUGGCACAAACAAUGAAUUUAAAGCAUCACAAAACGAGGGAGGUAUAAAUGAAAUGUCAACAAUUGAAAAUAAAUUGCUCGACAUAUCAAAGAACAAAUCAAACGUUAUGACGAAAACGGCAACAAUCUUAUAUGACAAACUUGAAAUGGUCAAUAAUAAAUACACUAAAAAGGAUUAUCGAAAUAAAGGAAAUGAAAUGAUAAUCAAUAAGAACAUCAUCAACUCAAACUCAAUGUCUGGAAUAGAGACACCAAAUAAAGAUGACGAAAUUGAUGAUGUCGAAGGACGACCAAACGAUAAAAUAGAAAACAUGUUUGACAAUUUACUUAAAACACAAUCCUUUCCUGCCAUGACACCCUAUCAUUCAAACUCAAACGCCAACAACAGCAACAACAAAACUAACAAAAAUAUCCUUCCAUCCGCCCAAACGAAAGAGGAAAUUACAACGACAAAUUGGUGGCACUCCUUACCAUAUGCGGAAAUUAGAAAAUUUUUAAAUUCCAUCUUUGAUAGUGUUACAUCCACCGAUGAUUUCAGUUUAAAUGGAUCCGUCGAUUCAAUGGUUGCAACAGCAAAAGCACCAAAAACAAUCAAAACAACAACAUCGACAACCAGCGAUAACAAAUUCAAAACCAUAAAAGGACGGAAAUCAAAGAAAGAGCAAUGGCCAAUGUGGGUACUGAACAAUAUUUGGACAUCACUACUAUAA
This is a messenger RNA of Calliphora vicina (urban bluebottle blowfly), 8226 nucleotides long. RefSeq lists its product as uncharacterized. NCBI's taxonomy places the organism in Eukaryota, Metazoa, Arthropoda, Insecta, Diptera, Calliphoridae. The record is from RefSeq and is a predicted model, not a curated record. Bases 1 to 8226 code for a protein of 2741 amino acids. The transcript has 3 exons.